AUGGAGAUGAUCAGUGCUGUGUCUGAUGCCAUGUGUGAGGCUGAGGACUGUGAGUCUGAACUUCAUCCAGUGGUUCUGCUCCAGUCGAGCUUGACCUUGAAAUCCCGGAAUGAGGACGCGGCACAGAUGUCCAUGGUGGCUGUGGCCAGCGCACCGAUGGCCUCCGCAGCCUCUGAGAUCCUGCAGAAGCUCUCCGAUGGCUUGGUGUCCAGCCCGCCGUUGAGGCGCUCGGCACCCCUCCUGAUCCUCACCGCUUUCAUGAUUCUUCUACUCCUUUGUUACGGCCUCCGCCAAUGUGUGAGGUCCAGCAGCUUCUUCCAGGGUCGGACAGAUCCCGCUCAGAGGCGGUCACAGAUGGGGAUCUACGGAAUCCUUUUCACUCAGACCUUGAAUGCUCUGGCCACCAUGGUGGUCUUGCCCACACUCCCGUUCUUCGCGAUGAAGUUGGGUGCCUCGGCACUGGAGGUGUCGUUGAUGAACUCCGCCUAUAAUCUGGCGCAGAUGUUUUGCUCACCUUUGAUGGGAGCGCUUUCAGACCGCUUUGGGCGGAAGCGAGUGAUGCUCUUGGGAAUUUUCACACAAAUGAUUUGCAAUCUCUUCAUGACUCGAGCCCAUACAUUGAUGUCUCUCAUGAUCACACGCAUGGCGGUGGGAGUUGCUUUAAGCACCGGGCCAGUGGAAAUGGCCUACAUCAUGGAUUUCUUGAAUACGGAAGAAGAGCUGAGCCGCGUUUUGGCGCUUCAACGUGUCAUGACGAGCGCUGGCGCAUUGGCAGGGCCUCUGGUGGCACGAAGCUUUGAUCGUCUACCCUUCAAUUCUCUCUGUGGCGGGGUGGUGGUGAUCAAUGUGAUCAACUUAAUCAUUGGGUUGUUGCUUUGGGAAGAUGUCAAAGAAAAGACCAAGACUCUGGCAGACAUGGACACGGCGGCUGCUGGCUUAAGUGAGACGAAUGGAAAUUCGGAAACGGAGAAGAGCUUCCCUCAAAGUGUGUACAUGAUGUUUUCGAACCAUUCAGCGUGUGCCUUGCUGGCGGUCUCCUUUGUCUAUGCCCUUGGCUUUGCAAUUGGUGAUGGGCCCGAGAUGGUAUUCUUCAAGGAGAGAUAUGGCUUUGGCAAAGACCAAGCGUGCAUUUUCUAUUUGCUGACGAACGUCUCCACCCUGGUGUGUUCCGCCCCUCGGCGACGUCCGCUGACCACCUUUGAACCUUUGACCUUAUGCAUCGCUGGCAGCUUGAGUGGUGCACUUUGCACUCUCCUAUUGGUGCUUGGGCCGGUGGCCUCCUGGGUCCCCUACGCCUUUGGCGUCAGCAUGGUCGGGCUGUCUGGUACGAUGAUUGGCAUGGGCUUCAUGCAUCUGGUCCGGGACCACUGUCCAGAGGAUUUGAUGGGAACGAUGCUGGGCAUCCAAAGCUCUUUGAACGGAGCUGCUGGGGCAUUGGCGCCCCCUCUCGGGGGCUUCCUCUACCGUUUGAACAUGUUCUUCCCCUUCCUUUGCACCUCUGCCGCCUGCGCUCUCACAGGUCUUUUGUACGAGACCACCCUGCAGAAGGAGGAACUGCCGGAAGAACCGAAGGUGAAGAAGGAGCCGACGGCGCCGGUCGUGCACAGGAAAUCCGCCAAGUUGAGGAGGACGUGGCAGACGCAUCUUCGGAGUGUUGGACACUCUCACAUCGCUUCUUGGAGCUUCUUGACUACAACACGUUGCUCUGAGUGUCUACGAGGGCUGGCUUUAGUCUCCUUCCUUCCCAGUUUGUCUCAUCAUAAGUGUUUUUUUUUGGAGAUUAUCAUGAUUCGGCCCCCCGAUGUUUUGGCCCCCCGAAUAUCACAGAGCUGUAGCAGCUGUGGAAGUUUUCUUCGGCUCCAUCAAAAGGUGGGACCUGACUGA
Molecule: messenger RNA, 1884 nt
Organism: Durusdinium trenchii
Lineage: Eukaryota; Dinophyceae; Suessiales; Symbiodiniaceae
Source: the annotation of a GenBank genome assembly